Meloidogyne enterolobii is the source of this 970-nucleotide messenger RNA. Lineage: Eukaryota; Metazoa; Nematoda; Chromadorea; Rhabditida; Meloidogynidae. The record is from the annotation of a GenBank genome assembly.
AUGAUUUGUGCUCAGGGUCCGAUCGACGAAUCAAUUGCCAACUUCUGGACGAUGAUUGUGGAGCAGAAUUGCGGGGUCAUCGUCCAGCUCUGUCAAAAUCAAGAGGAAGGCCGUGAGAAGUGUGCAGACUACAUCCCUGCCGAGCCAACGCUUUAUGGGAACACGACCGUAUCUGUCAAGGAGUCAACCCAUGCUACCGUAGCCAACCCAAGCGUUCACCGGACAGUUAUCGAUGCGUCACUUCCGAGCGGUCGGAGCGUUGAGGUCGUGCACUUUCUCUACGAUGGAUGGCCGGAUCGCGAUGUACCACUUUCACCAGCAGCGUUUCGUCAGCUUCGCGGGACGGUCCAAAAGUUGGCAGUGACACGAAAAUGCUCUGUGCUCAUCCACUGCAGUGCUGGAAUUGGUCGUACGGGGACAUAUGCCGCAAUCGAGAUGGCCUACAGGGACCUGAUUGCCAACGACCGAGAAGUGCAAAUGUCUACAAUAUUCCAGCGACUGCGCGACCAGAGGGCCCAUGCAAUCCAGACUGAUUUGCAGGUGCCUUUUAAAUUUGAAAAGCUCCCCUUGCUUUACCAAAAAUUUUUUUUACUUUUUCAGUACCUCUUUCUCCAUCGUGCGCUCAUUGACAUUGCUUUGGAAAAAGGCCGACUGAACCGGGUAGACAAAGCGGGCGGCGUCGACGCGUUCAUCAAAGAAUACGAGGAACUGAUCAAGAGGAAAAGGGAGGAGCGCAAAGAACUGGAACGGAAGCACAAGAGAAGACGUGGAUGAGAUUAGUGAUUGAUAUAUAUGUACAUAUACUAGGCAUUGUUCUUUGUCCCUUAUAUUCACAUACUUCUUGUGCCCGUCUGAUUUUUUUCUCACAAUUGUUGUAUUUCCUGAUUAUUUUUUGUAAUGAUUUUGUAUGUAUUUUACUUGGAUGUUUUUUUUCACUGAAUAAAUAAAUUUGUAAAAUUGGUUGUGUUCU